This is a messenger RNA of Carcharodon carcharias (great white shark), 3342 nucleotides long. It is a transcript of the gene xylb, whose product is annotated as xylulokinase homolog (H. influenzae). Gene Ontology annotation, cellular component: cytosol. Gene Ontology annotation, biological process: D-xylose metabolic process; xylulose metabolic process. Gene Ontology annotation, molecular function: D-xylulokinase activity. The record is from RefSeq and is a predicted model, not a curated record. The coding region runs from base 1 to 2208 and encodes 735 amino acids. NCBI's taxonomy places the organism in Eukaryota, Metazoa, Chordata, Chondrichthyes, Lamniformes, Lamnidae. The transcript is spliced from 23 exons.
AUGCAUGACCCAGUUAACAUGCCAAAUUCGGGAGAGUUGUCCCACAAGCUAGUCAAGCAACAAGCAACAGUCGUGCACACCAAAUCAGGCUUACAACCAGACACCUCCAUCACUAACCCUGGGUAUGUUCAGUCCCACAAACAGGACAGGCCCACCAAAGGUGGCCACAAAGUGGUAUACAGACAGGAGGAAGUGGCCCUGGAAUCCUCAACAUUGACGCCCGUCAAAUUUCAUGGCAUCGGGUCAAACGUAAAACUUCUGGCACACAUAGAGGCCCUUAACAAUUGGCCAGGCACGCAGCUGACUCCGGCGUGCACCCGCCGAAUGAAGUAUCGCGAUGACGUCGGGACGCACGCCCGACGUCAUCGCGCAUCGCUUUACGCGUCGGGCCCACCUCCGCACGCCAACGGGAAGAUUCUGCCCAGUGUCUUUUACAUCCAAAUGAACCGGGAGAGCCUGCCUAGUUUAUGUGCCCAAGUCUCCGGAGUGAAGGCGGUCCAGAAGGCGGCUCCCGGGGGCAAGAGGGCAACUGUGGACGACCCCAGUUCUGAUCCAAAAAAAAAGCCCCGCCCCCCCCUCCCCCUCCCCGCCUUGCGUUGGCCCCUCCCUCUCGCGGAGAUGGCGGCUGCCGGUGACUGCUACCUGGGCGUCGAUCUCAGCACCCAACAGAUCAAAGCCAUGGCCAUUGAUGAUAAUCUGAAUGUGAUCCAUGAGACAAAUGUGAAGUUUGAUGACGAUUUGCCAGAAUUUGGGACACAAGGUGGCGUCCAUGUACACCGUGACAAGCUGACAGUUACAACACCAGUCCUAUUGUGGGUAAAGGCGCUAGAUAUGCUCCUGGAGAGAAUGAAGACCUCAAACUUUGAUUUUUCUAAAUUGAAAUCCUUGUCCGGCACUGGUCAACAACAUGGUAGUGUUUAUUGGAAAAAGGGAGCCAGUCAGACCUUGAAAAACAUGCCUGAUGAUCGUUCUCUGCAUCAGAUAUUGGAGUCUAGUUUCGCUGUGAAAGAAUCUCCUAUCUGGAUGGACUCCAGCACCACCGAAGAAUGCCAGCAACUAGAAAAAUCUGUUGGAGGGUCACAGAGACUUGCUGACAUUACUGGAUCGCGUGCUUAUGAGCGUUUCACAGGAAAUCAAAUUGCUAAGAUCAACAAGAAGAACCCUGAAGAUUACAAGAAAACUGAGAGAAUCUCCCUGGUCAGUAGUUUUGUUGCUUCACUAUUCCUUGGAGACUACGCAGCAAUUGAUUAUAGCGAUGGUUCCGGUAUGAAUUUGAUGGAUAUCCAUGCACACAGCUGGUCCCAGCAGUGUCUUGAUGCUUGUGCACCAGAUCUGAAGGAGAAGCUUGGUGUCCCGUUGCCAUCGCAUUCUGUAUUGGGUUCAGUAUCUCCAUAUUAUGUAAAACGCUUUGGAUUCAGUUCUGAGUGUAAAGUCAUUGCUUUUACAGGAGAUAAUCCAGCGUCACUGGCAGGAAUGCGUCUUCAGCAGGGAGAUAUAGCAGUAAGCCUUGGGACGAGUGAUACUGCCUUUCUCUGGAUUCAGGAUCCGAAACCCACCUUGGAGGGACAUAUCUUCUGUAAUCCUGUUGAUAGUAAUGCCUACAUGGCACUCAUAUGUUUUAAGAAUGGCUCCUUGACAAGGGAGAAGAUCCGUGAUGGGAGUGCUUCUGGUUCAUGGGAUGAAUUUGCGAAAGCUUUGAAAGCCACUUGUCCUGGGAAUAAUGGAAAUUUAGGGUUUUAUUUUGAUGUGAUGGAGAUCACCCCUGCUGUAGUAGGUAUUCAUCGAUUCAACACUAGGAACUGCAAAGUUUCAAAAUUUCCAAAAGAGGUGGAGGUCCGAGCAGUGAUAGAGGGACAGAUGCUGGCUAAAAGGGCAUAUGCUGAGAAGCUGGGCUUCAAAGUCUUGAAGGGGACCAGAAUAUUGGCUACAGGAGGGGCUUCUUCAAACCCAGAUAUACUGCAGGUCUUGGCAGAUGUGUUCAAUGCCCCAGUGUACACAAUAGACACAGCUAAUUCAGCUUGCCUGGGAUGUGCUUACAGAGCAAAACAUGGACAGCAAGCAGCAUCAGGACAAUCUUUUGGAAAUGUGGUGAAAAUCGCACCCGCACCUAAGCUGGCAGUUACCCCAACCUGUGAAGCCAAUAAGGUAUAUGGACCAAUGCUGACACGAUACAUGGAACUAGAAAAGUUGGUGCAGAAUAAAUGCUGAACAAUGAAGAGCAACCUGUGUAAUCCUAGAAUCAUAGGAUCUUAUGGAAUCGAAGGAGGCCAUUCAGCCUGUCAUGCUUGUGCUGUGUCUUUGAAAGAGUUGCUCAAUAUAGAUGCACACAACAGCUUGUUGAUUGUCCCCAUAACCCUGCAAAUUAGUUCUCUUCAAGUAUGUGUCCAAUUGCCUUUUAAAAGUUCCUAUGGCAUUUGAUUCCACCAUCCCUUUAAAUAAUAUGUUCUAGAUCUCCUUGUGAAGACAUGACUCCUCAUUUCCCCAUCUAGCCUUAAUUCUAGGACCUCUGGUUAAUGACCCACUUGCCUGAGAAUAUAGUUUCUCCCUACUGUCUCUAGCAAAACUCAUAAUUUUGAACCUCUGUUAGGUCUCCCCUUAAUCUUCGUUGCUCAAAAGACAACAAUCCCAUCUUUCCCAGCCUCUCCACAGAACUGAUUCCGCUUCUUGCUUGGUGUCAUGCUGGUGAACCUCUUCAGUGUCAUUUCCAGAGCUUAGAAAUCCCUCCUAAGGUGUGUGCCCAGAAUUCUACACGAUACUUCAAUUAAGACAGAGAUUUGUAAAUGUUUCGAAUGACUUCAUUAUUUUUGUAUUCAGUGCCACUUUUUACAAAGCCAAAAAUUCCAGACACUUUUUAACCACAGAUAUCAACUUGCCCUGAUACCUUGAAAGAUUUGUGAAUAUGCAUCCCCAGGUCUCUCUGCUCUUACACCCUCCCCAAAAUAGUACCAUUUAGAUUAAACUGUCUCUCCAUGUUGUUUCUCUUGUACUUAACCGCAUUAAAUCAUCACCAUGUAUCUGCCCAUUUCACCAGUCUGUCUAAGUCUUCCUGAAGGCUGCUGCUAUACUGCUCACUAUUUACUAUAUUAUCAAGUCUUGAGUCAUCCGCAAACCACAAGAUCAUAACCCACUACAUCCAAGUUUAGGUCACUUAGAUAUAAUGAAUUGAUUGACAGGGCAGAGAAUUCAACACCAAUAUACUCGGAUCAUAAUGUAAUUUUCUGUAAAUGGUAUAUUUUUCCCUGCAAUGUCUUGAUAAUUUCUCGUAUUUUCCUGUGCCUAGUGUAGAAUAAAUGGCUUUACGAUGUUACUUUAAACAGUAAAGAAAUCCAAAUGUUAUAUAUA